Messenger RNA from Propithecus coquereli (Coquerel's sifaka), 4828 nucleotides. RefSeq names its product exportin 7 (gene XPO7). Gene Ontology annotation, molecular function: nuclear export signal receptor activity; small GTPase binding. The record is from RefSeq and is a predicted model, not a curated record. The transcript has 27 exons. Gene Ontology annotation, cellular component: nuclear pore; cytoplasm. Gene Ontology annotation, biological process: protein export from nucleus. NCBI's taxonomy places the organism in Eukaryota, Metazoa, Chordata, Mammalia, Primates, Indriidae.
AGCGGCGACGGCGGCGGCGGCGGCAGCGGCCCCGGCCGAGGUGCGCGCUGGGGGGGAGGGGGGGCCGGAGAGGAGCAUGAAUGGAGCAAAAUGGCGGAUCAUGUGCAGAGCCUGGCCCAACUAGAAAAUCUGUGCAAACAGCUGUAUGAAACAACAGAUACAACCACUCGACUCCAGGCAGAGAAAGCCUUGGUUGAAUUUACCAACAGUCCCGAUUGCCUGAGCAAGUGCCAGCUACUCCUCGAAAGAGGAAGUUCAUCUUACUCCCAGUUACUGGCAGCUACAUGCCUUACCAAGCUUGUAUCACGCACAAACAACCCCCUACCAUUGGAACAACGAAUAGAUAUUCGGAACUAUGUGCUUAACUACCUUGCCACUCGGCCAAAGUUGGCUACUUUCGUGACACAAGCACUUAUUCAGUUAUAUGCCAGAAUCACAAAACUGGGCUGGUUUGACUGUCAGAAGGAUGACUAUGUCUUCAGAAAUGCAAUCACAGAUGUCACGAGGUUUUUACAGGAUAGUGUUGAAUACUGCAUCAUUGGUGUCACGAUUUUAUCUCAGCUAACCAAUGAAAUUAAUCAAGCAGACACCACCCAUCCUUUAACCAAGCACAGAAAAAUAGCCUCUUCUUUUCGAGAUUCAUCAUUAUUUGAUAUCUUCACACUUUCCUGCAAUUUACUAAAACAGGCUUCAGGAAAGAAUCUAAACUUGAAUGAUGAAAGUCAGCAUGGCUUGCUCAUGCAACUGCUCAAACUCACUCACAACUGCCUAAAUUUUGAUUUCAUCGGCACUUCUACUGAUGAGUCCUCAGAUGACCUGUGUACAGUACAGAUUCCCACCAGCUGGAGAUCAGCAUUCUUAGAUUCUUCAACUCUGCAGCUGUUUUUUGAUCUGUAUCAUUCCAUCCCUCCUUCAUUUUCACCUUUGGUAUUGUCCUGCUUAGUGCAGAUCGCCUCAGUCAGAAGGUCCCUGUUCAACAAUGCAGAGAGGGCCAAGUUUCUCUCCCACCUUGUCGAUGGUGUUAAACGAAUACUGGAAAAUCCACAGAGUUUAUCAGACCCAAACAAUUACCAUGAGUUCUGCAGACUGCUGGCCCGGUUGAAGAGUAACUAUCAGCUGGGAGAAUUGGUAAAGGUGGAAAACUAUCCUGAGGUCAUCCGAUUGAUAGCUAACUUCACAGUGACCAGCCUGCAGCACUGGGAAUUUGCCCCAAAUAGUGUGCACUAUCUUCUGAGCCUAUGGCAGCGGCUGGCAGCCUCUGUGCCAUACGUCAAAGCCACAGAGCCCCACAUGCUGGAAACUUACACUCCUGAGGUCACCAAAGCCUACAUCACAUCCCGGUUGGAGUCUGUGCACAUCAUACUGAGAGAUGGCCUGGAAGACCCACUGGAGGAUACGGGUCUGGUCCAGCAGCAGUUGGACCAGCUGUCUACCAUUGGGCGUUGUGAGUACGAGAAGACAUGUGCGCUCCUUGUGCAGUUGUUUGACCAGUCGGCCCAGUCCUACCAGGAGCUGCUCCAGAGCGCCAGCGCAAGCCCAAUGGACAUUGCGGUGCAGGAGGGAAGGCUGACGUGGCUGGUUUACAUUAUUGGAGCAGUGAUUGGUGGCCGGGUUUCUUUUGCCAGCACUGACGAGCAGGACGCUAUGGAUGGUGAGCUUGUCUGUCGGGUGCUCCAGCUGAUGAACUUAACAGAUUCUCGCUUGGCGCAGGCCGGUAACGAGAAGCUAGAAUUGGCCAUGCUGAGCUUUUUUGAGCAAUUUCGUAAGAUCUACAUUGGGGACCAGGUGCAGAAGUCCUCUAAGCCCUCAAGAAAACCAGACAAAUCAAAAGAGUCUCUUGCUCUUUUUUUGUUUUUGUCCUCCAGUAUCACCAACUUGAAGUACUGGGGCCGUUGUGAACCAAUCACCUCCAAGACACUACAGCUUCUCAAUGAUCUCUCCAUUGGAUACAGUAGCGUAAGGAAGCUGGUGAAGCUUAGUGCGGUACAGUUCAUGCUGAACAAUCACACGAGCGAGCACUUUUCAUUUUUGGGUAUUAACAAUCAGUCCAACCUGACAGACAUGCGGUGUCGGACUACGUUCUACACAGCACUUGGGCGUCUCCUCAUGGUGGAUUUAGGAGAGGAUGAAGAUCAGUAUGAGCAGUUCAUGCUGCCACUCACAGCAGCGUUUGAGGCUGUGGCCCAGAUGUUUAGCACUAAUAGUUUCAACGAGCAAGAGGCAAAGCGAACUCUAGUUGGCCUGGUGAGAGACCUGAGAGGGAUAGCUUUCGCCUUCAAUGCCAAGACCAGCUUCAUGAUGCUCUUUGAGUGGAUAUACCCAUCCUACAUGCCAAUUCUCCAACGGGCAAUUGAGCUCUGGUACCACGAUCCAGCCUGUACCACACCUGUGCUCAAGCUGAUGGCUGAAUUAGUUCACAACAGAUCCCAGCGACUCCAGUUUGAUGUCUCUUCUCCCAAUGGCAUUUUACUUUUCCGAGAAACCAGCAAGAUGAUAACAAUGUAUGGCAAUCGUAUCCUGACACUAGGAGAAGUCCCAAAGGAUCAGGUCUAUGCCCUGAAACUCAAGGGGAUCUCCAUCUGCUUCUCCAUGCUGAAGGCUGCCCUCAGUGGGAGUUACGUCAAUUUCGGAGUCUUCCGUCUCUAUGGGGAUGAUGCCCUGGACAACGCCCUACAGACCUUCAUCAAGCUGCUUCUCUCUAUUCCUCACAGUGACCUCCUGGAUUACCCCAAGCUCAGCCAGUCUUAUUAUUCACUACUGGAAGUCCUGACCCAGGACCACAUGAACUUCAUUGCAAGCCUGGAACCUCAUGUCAUCAUGUAUAUUCUCUCUUCCAUUUCUGAAGGACUUACUGCACUUGACACCAUGGUAUGUACAGGCUGCUGCUCCUGCCUGGACCACAUCGUGACAUACCUCUUCAAGCAGCUGUCACGGAGUACCAAGAAGAGGGCGACACCCCUGAAUCAGGAGAGUGAUCGCUUUCUGCAUAUCAUGCAGCAGCAUCCAGAGAUGAUCCAGCAGAUGCUCUCCACGGUGCUGAACAUCAUCAUCUUUGAAGACUGUAGGAACCAGUGGUCUAUGUCCCGACCGCUACUUGGCUUGAUACUACUUAAUGAAAAGUAUUUUUCUGACCUAAGGAACAGUAUCGUGAACAGCCAGCCACCAGAGAAGCAGCAGGCUAUGCAUCUGUGCUUCGAAAACCUGAUGGAAGGUAUUGAGCGAAAUCUUCUUACGAAAAACAGAGACAGGUUCACCCAGAACCUGUCAGCAUUCCGUCGAGAAGUCAACGACUCGAUGAAGAAUUCCACUUAUGGCGUGAAUAGCAAUGACAUGAUGAGCUGACACCUCCUUGGACUCUACCUGUACAGAGCAGCGUCCCUUUGGUUUGGCCCAGGGGGACGAACAAUUGCAAGGGGGAGGGCCUGGCUGAUCCUGGCUCCUUCCUCCAGGGGUGUGGGGAAAAUGGCAAAGGUCAACUAGCUACUCCCCAGGGAAUAGGGGUGUGAGUGCACUCACUAGAGGGCAGGGCGCUGCUGGUUCCUGGGGACUGGGUGGGAAGGGUGGUGGGAGGAGAUAGAGACACAAAUGUCUGAGACUCCAGCCCCCUCCUCCUGGGGCCACCCAAGGGGGAAGAACCCCCAGUGUCCUGCCACAACCUGCCUUGUAUAAACAUGUACAUUUUUUCAUAACAUUUUGAACAAGGUUUAUAUUGACUCAAGUUUAAAAACAAAAGUGUGACUGAAAAAUUUUUACAGAGUCUAGUGCACCAAUGCUGAUGCGAGGGGUUGUGUAUGCGAGUGAGGAAAACGUGUAUUCUGUGGCCUGAAGCUUUACUGGACAAGGAUGUGUGAGAGUGCAGAGAUAUAUUUAGUGACACAGUAUAGAGGCAAAAAAAGUAAAAAUCCCAAAUGUAUAUUUUUUCUUAUUGCCCUUUCCUCACCCCAAAAUGAUCACUUCCUGUUACUGUAUUAACCCUUGUUAUUAGGAACUCUAAGCCAUGCCAGAGCACCACCCUCCCCCCAUAACCGUAGACGCUGCCCUAGGUCCCUGGCCUCUUGCAGUGACAAGUAACUCCAGCUAAAAGUGUUUGGUGUUCUUAUCUCCAUCCUUUUCCCACUUUGCUUACCCUCAUCCUCAGACAGAUGCCUCUUGCUUUUAAAAGUUGGAUUUAACUAUGUGUUGUAGGGUUCUUGGUCUCUGCAGAGACCAGAGAGAAGGAAACGAGCCAGUUGCUCUCCUGUUGCGCGAUCUGGAUGAGUCCACCAGAGGCCCAGCUGCGUGUGGCCAAUAACUUUUAGUCUUCCCCAGCCCUCGAGGCAGUGUGUGUGGCUGUGUGCGUGUGGAUAUUUAUAUAUGUACCCUGCACUCAUGAAUGUAUGAACUGGAGGAAGUUACUACAGUGGAGGGUUCUUAAUAACAAGGUCUACCUAGCAUGAAGUAUUUAACAUCCUCCCACCCCUUUAAAAAUAUACAUUUUUAUAAAAUGAAAACCAUAAUAAAUGUUUUGAAUAUUAAAAAAAAAAUUAACCUACAGAGGAAAAUUAAUGGAGAAAGCUAUUUGCCUUGUACUUUUUCCACAAUUGUUGCUGCUAGUUGUACACAUCUCUAGUUCAGCUCUUGCCCACGGGACACUCAUCAAUUAGGUUUUAUUUUUAUUUCUCUCCUCUACCCCCAGAAACAAGCCUGUUAAUUUUUUUUUCCUUCUCCUCUGGCGACUGUGUGGUGAAUCCUUUCUUGCGUGAUCAGGUUGCGGAUAGACUUGUAAGGGUGUUUGCUGCAUACAGUGUAAGCAUUGUGACCGCCAAUAAACUUCAAUGGUUUCUACUGA